AAGCUCACUUGAGCUCCCUGCAAAAACCAAGCUCCUUCAUCUCAAAAACUCACCUCCUCUUGUCAAAUGUGGCAGAGAAUCUAGCUUCCUUACUACCCACCAACAAUGGCCUGCCAAUGCCUUCUGGGCUCUUAUUCAUCCUCACCCCUACUCCCAAAUCCCAAAACCCCCAAACCCCCAAAACCCAGACUCUCCUCCUCCUCCUCCUCCAUUUCCUCCCACUUCUCCACUUCUUCCGAUAAUAACGACGAAAAUGACAAAACCAGGACCCCCAAUUUCGACUUCCUCAAGCUCUCCGUCACUCUAACCGUAAUUUCCGCCGCUCUCCCCCAAACCCCGCCCUCACGCGCCGCCGUCAAGCCCAAAAAGCCACGCGCCCCCAAGAAAUCCGACGCCUUAUCUCCUCAGGAGCUCCACUCCUGGUCCCAGGGCCUCCCCGUCGUCUCCAACCGCAUCCCCUACACUCAGCUCCUCGACCUCAGCCGCGACGCCAACCUCAAGCACGUCAUCAAGCCGCCGGGGACCGAGCUCCGGCUCAGAGCCGAGCCGGUGCUGGUGGUUCUCCAAGACUCGCGAGUCCUCCGCACGGUUCUGCCGCCGGCGGAGAGCGACCGGCGGUUCUGGGAGGAGUGGGAGAAGCUGGGGUUUGACUCGCUCUGUGUCAACGCCUACACGCCGCCGCUGCGGCCGCCGGAGGUGCCGCUGCCGUAUCUGAGUUUUUUGGCGAGAAUGCCGGCGGUGGUGGCGUGGUUUUCGAGGACGAGGAAGCCGGCGAGGAAGGAGAGCAAGCGGGCGGCGGAGCUCCGGCAGGCGAGGGAGCAGUUCAAGGCGCAGAGGAAGGAGGAGCUGGAGAGGAUGAGGAGUGAGAGAGAGAUGAUUGAUCGGGCAAUGAAGGCGCAGAAGAAGGAGGAGGAGAGGAGAGUGAGGAGAGAAAUUAGAAAGAAGAAACACGACGAGUCGUUGAGGGCGGCUCGCCGGAACUACUUGGAAAUGGCCAAUGUGUGGGCCAAUUUGGCUCAGGACUCGAAUGUGGCCACCGCGCUUGGGUUGGUGUUCUUUUAUAUAUUUUACAGGACUGUGGUGCUUAGUUAUAGGCGGCAGAAGAAGGAUUACGAGGACAGGUUGAAGAUCGAGCAGGCGGAGGCGGAGGAGAGGAAGAAGAUGAGGGAUUUGGAGAGGAUGGAGGGGAUUGAGGGGGGAGAGGAGGAUGAGGAGGGGGAACAGGGGAAGGGGGAGCAGAAUCCUUAUAUGAAGAUGGCAAUGCAGUUCAUGAAAUCCGGGGCUCGUGUGAGACGGGCGCAUAAUAAGAGGAUGCCGCAGUAUUUGGAGAGAGGUGUGGAUGUUAAGUUUACGGAUGUGGCGGGGCUUGGGAAGAUCAGGCUUGAGCUUGAGGAGAUUGUCAAGUUCUUCACUCAUGGGGAAAUGUAUAGGAGAAGAGGUGUUAAAAUUCCAGGUGGGAUACUUCUUUGUGGCCCUCCUGGAGUGGGGAAGACUUUGCUUGCAAAAGCCGUUGCUGGUGAGGCUGGCGUCAACUUCUUUUCCAUUUCGGCCUCUCAGUUUGUGGAGAUAUAUGUUGGCGUUGGUGCUUCUCGUGUCCGAGCACUCUACCAGGAAGCAAAGGAAAAUGCUCCAUCAGUUGUCUUCAUUGAUGAGUUGGAUGCUGUUGGAAGGGAGCGUGGUUUGAUCAAGGGUUCUGGUGGACAAGAACGUGAUGCUACUCUUAACCAGCUCCUCGUUUGCUUGGAUGGGUUUGAAGGAAGAGGGGAAGUUAUCACUAUUGCUUCCACAAAUAGACCAGACAUUUUAGAUCCAGCCCUGGUCAGACCUGGACGUUUUGAUCGGAAGAUAUUUAUCCCUAAGCCUGGCCUUAUAGGUCGCAUUGAAAUUCUGAAGGUCCAUGCACGCAAGAAACCAAUGGCCGAUGAUGUGGACUAUAUGGCUAUUGCAAGUAUGAGUGAUGGAAUGGUCGGUGCGGAGCUAGCUAAUAUAGUCGAGGUUGCUGCAAUCAACAUGAUGCGUGAUGGAAGAACUGAGAUUACUACAGACGACCUAUUACAAGCUGCGCAAAUGGAAGAAAGAGGAAUGCUAGAUAGAAAGGACAGAAGUUUUGAUACAUGGAAGCAAGUAGCUAUUAAUGAAGCAGCGAUGGCUGUUGUUGCUGCGAACUUUCCUGAUCUGAGAAACAUUGAGUUUGUCACGAUUGCUCCUAGAGCUGGCAGGGAAUUGGGUUAUGUUCGAAUGAAGAUGGAUCCUAUCAACUUCAAAGAGGGAACGCUAACUCGACAAUCCCUACUGGAUCAUAUUACUGUUCAACUAGCACCUCGUGCAGCUGAUGAACUUUGGUUUGGUGAGGGUCAGUUAAGUACAAUAUGGGCUGAAACAGCAGACAAUGCUAGGUCAGCUGCACGGACGUAUGUUCUUGGUGGCCUUUCUGAGAAAAAUUAUGGUCUAUCUAAUUUUUGGGUGGCAGAUCGUCUCAAUGACCUUGAUGUCCAGGCAUUGCAGAUUGUCAACAUGUGCUAUGAACGCGCAAAAGAGAUUCUGGAGCAAAACCGAAAGCUCAUGGAUGCAGUUGUUGAUGAACUUGUGAAGAAGAAGAGUCUGACCAAACAAGAUUUCUUUAGCCUCGUUGAGUUACACGGUUCCCUCAAACCUGUACCACCUAGUUUACUUGACAUCCGGGCUGCCAAAAGAGAGCAGUUCCAGGACAUGAUGAUGAAGCAAAAUGAAUUAGUUUCAGGUAGUAACUUAUGAGCUAGAUGUGGAGAGUAUCUUACCGGAGAGUCUUGAUCGCAGCUGUGGAAGCAAGCAACACAUGAGCUGGGUUAAUUACAUGUAUUGGUCAUUGAUUUUGAGAGCGUCAAUGUAGUAUGUAUCAUGCUGCAAUGAUCAAAUUUAGAAGUGUAACGCAAAUUAGGAGCAAAUAGGAUACAGAUGGUGGGGGUCAGGUAUAGGCGUAUAGCAACAUGACCUCACGAGGAAGAAACCCCUUCGAUAUUCUUUGAUUUAAUUUUUUAGUUAAAAAUGUUUCAGUGAACUAAGAGUCUAAAACACUACGGCAUUAUGAUUAUGAAGAAUC
This is a messenger RNA of Argentina anserina (silverweed cinquefoil), 3079 nucleotides long. RefSeq names its product probable inactive ATP-dependent zinc metalloprotease FTSHI 2, chloroplastic. The record is from RefSeq and is a predicted model, not a curated record. Gene Ontology annotation, cellular component: chloroplast thylakoid. The coding region runs from base 106 to 2754 and encodes 882 amino acids. Lineage: Eukaryota; Viridiplantae; Streptophyta; Magnoliopsida; Rosales; Rosaceae. The transcript has 11 exons. Gene Ontology annotation, molecular function: ATP-dependent peptidase activity; metalloendopeptidase activity; ATP binding. Gene Ontology annotation, biological process: proteolysis.